AGGACAAGGCGGGCAGAUGGGGAGGGAGCUGAGCCAGGAGCAGCUCCCCGGGGAGCCCAGUGCCCGCAGGCCGCUCUGCCACCCGGGCGCCCGGGAGGACGGAGCGAGGGGCGCGGGGAAGCUGUCACAUGGACGGGGGGAGAGCCAGCCCGAGCCGGCGGAAGGAGGUCCAAGGAGAGGCAGCGGCAAGGAACCGGUGCGGACACCCAGGCAGCAUCACCACCUCCCGCCGCACGCCAGCCACGGUCACCCCCAGGACCAGCAUCAGCUCUCAGACAGGGAUGGGGAGGAGGCAGAGGAGGACUUUUUCUUCAGUCACAGGCAGAGGUCUAGCAGAGAGUCCCUGAAGCUCUCGGAAGGCGCUUCACCUCUGUCCAAAUCCAGCAGCAAGUGCUCCACCAAGUCCAGCGGCAGCGAUCGGUCAGAGGAAGCGGAUCCCCUCAUCCAACAGCUGCACCCCAUGCUCAGCUCGGUCUUUGGCCAGGAUAGAGAACUGCGUCCGGAAGAAAUUGAAGAAUUAAGAGAAGCCUUUAAGGAGUUUGAUAAAGACAAGGAUGGGUUUAUUAACUGCAGGGACCUGGGGAACUGCAUGCGGACCAUGGGCUACAUGCCUACUGAGAUGGAGCUAAUAGAGCUCUCCCAGCAGAUCAACAUGAACCUGGGUGGCCAUGUGGAUUUUGAAGAUUUUGUUGAGCUGAUGGGACCAAAACUUCUAGCAGAGACUGCAGACAUGAUUGGUGUAAAAGAACUCCGUGAUGCCUUCAGAGAGUUUGACACUAAUGGUGAUGGGGAGAUCAGCACCAGUGAGCUGCGAGAAGCCAUGAAGAAACUUCUAGGGCAGCAGGUGGGUCACCGGGAUAUUGAAGAGAUCAUCCGGGACGUGGAUCUGAAUGGAGAUGGGCGUGUUGAUUUUGAAGAGUUUGUUCGCAUGAUGUCCCGUUGAAGAUUAUUCUCAGCUAAAGAAGAAUCAGCACCUUAGAGAGGGCAGAAGAGGACCUAGAUGGAGCAUCUAGCCCCGAUGUUCCUACAUGAAGGUUUAUCGGCUGGCUGCAAUUAGGACAUUGCAAGAUGACCUGCUGCUCCUCCCUCAUGGUGGUCCCCAUGCCCCUCCACCCUUUCACACUGUGAAAGACUUGCAACUUCCUACAACUGGAACCAUUCCUUGAAGAUGAUUGCAGGAAACUGCAGAGCCAGGACUUGCCAUGAUGCUUUCAUGGGAUAUUUGCAACUUUAGACUCCUCCUCCCCAGCUUUAUUCUCCCACCAGCUGCUGCAAAGCAAAAGCAGGAGAAAUCCUCUUGGCGUGGUGGAUGAGAGCAAAGCCAUUGGGACUGGUGGCAGCCUCAGGGCGUGCUCUGCACUUCUUGGUUUCCCUUAGUGAACCGUGUCUGUGUUUGCUGUCUCAGUGUGUGUCUAUCUGUGUGGAGUUAUUUAUGCUUCCCCAACACUUAUUUGCAUCUCCUGUGGUUAUGUUUACCAAGAGUAAAUUCAAAUAUAUGUCUUGCGGGGGGAAAGUGAUAAAUAUGCACGUUGAAAUGAUGUGGAGCCUGGAUGUCCCUGUGAGAGGUGGUGGCCGGGCUGGGGAGAAGGGCUUGGGCAGAUGCACAUCCAGUCUGCACCUGGAUCCAGAGGCAAGCCCUUGCUGCAAAAAGGGGAGUCAAUGCUGGCCACUG
This is a messenger RNA of Ficedula albicollis (Collared flycatcher), 1672 nucleotides long. It is a transcript of the gene CABP1, whose product is annotated as calcium binding protein 1. Gene Ontology annotation, molecular function: calcium ion binding. Lineage: Eukaryota; Metazoa; Chordata; Aves; Passeriformes; Muscicapidae. The record is from RefSeq and is a predicted model, not a curated record. The transcript is spliced from 6 exons. Bases 17 to 943 code for a protein of 308 amino acids.